AUGGAAUCCAGCAAGAAGGACAAGGACGGCACCAUCGAGAUCGGAGGCUUCUAUGCCAUCAUCGGAAAGGACCUUCGAGAAUACAAGGUCGAAGUCCUGGGAAAGAGAGUGAGCGAGCUGGAGACACUCGUGUAUAUCCACUACGACGGCACGGAUAAAAGACUGGACGAGUGGGUCGAUAUCAUACGGCUGACACCGCUCAAGGAUCAGAAGAAAGCUACUAUACCUAAAGCAACAGGUGGACCAGCAACUCCAGGCUCCUCGGCAACUGCUGGCAGCCCAACAUCUACGACAGACGCGUCAGAAGCAGGAGGACGGCCGAAACGGAAAGCCAUUAAGGAUGAAGUCGCCGCGCUCCUUGAAUCUAUGAAGCGACCUACAUCCCGCAUGAGGUCUAGCGAAGUAGGUGCAGAUGGGAGCCUCGUCAAACCCAUUAGCCCACAUGGACACGGACACGACCACGACGAGGAAGAUGUCCCUCAAGUCAGGAACGUGGAAUGGAUUCUCUAUGCAGGAUACGACAUUGCGACAUGGUACUACUCGCCAUACCCAGAUGAAUACCAAGACUGCCAACGGCUCUUCAUCUGCGAGUACUGCCUCAAGUACAUCCGGACGGUGGAGAGUUUUAUCACCCAUACAAAGACAACCUGCAAACGCAAACGGCCUCCAGGAACUGUAGUGUACUCCAAGGGGAUCAACAAGAUCUACAAAGUCGACGGCAAAACCAACAAGUUGUACUGCCAGAACUUGUGCCUGCUGGCAAAGCUAUUUCUGGAUAACAAGACGCUGUACUUUGACGUACCUGGAUUCCAGUUCUUUGUUCUGACAGAGACCCGGACCGGGGAUCGAGCCGAUGUGCCUGUCGGCUUCUUUUCCAAGGAAAUCGUUUCCUACGAUGGAUACAACCUCGCGUGUAUCCUGGUCCUCCCCCCGUUCCAACGCAAGUCCUAUGGAAAGGUGCUCAUCGAGUUCAGUUACGAGUUGACAAAGAUUGAAGGAAAGGUCGGAUCGCCAGAGAAACCACUGUCGGAUCUGGGCAAGCUAGGCUACGUCUCGUACUGGAUCACGGCCAUCCUUCGAGAGUUAUACCCGCGUCCCUGGCCUGCCAAACGACCUCCGCCCUCAUUGUUGACGAAUCGGAGGAGGAGCCGCGCUACGUCUUCUGCUUCUGCAACUGGUACUGCAGCAGCGGCAGUAGGUGCCGUCAAGAUGGAGGAGGGCGGUGAUGCUGCCCAUGUGAGUGGAAGUGACGAGUCGUUGGUGGCGACGGGAAAGGUCAAGGAAGAGGAGAACGAUGGAAAGGCAGGACAUAGGGUUUUGACGGAGGCUAUGGAGGUUGAUCCUACUGUGGCUACUGGGCCAACAGGCGUUGCUUCGAGAUCUAAUUCUACAGAGACACAAUCACAGGCACAUGACACCAUGGACAGAGCACCGCAGAAGGACAAGGAGGUUGCAUUCUCGAUUCGAGAGUUGGCGGCAAAGACUGGUAUCAUGGAGGAAGACCUGUUGGAGACGCUUGUGACUAUGGGGUGGAUGUCGCACUGGCAACAGCCUGUUGCGAAUGCUACGACGGCGCCAGCUGCUGUACGGACCGCGAAACGUAACUAUCGUAAGCUGAAGAGGUUCCAGGAGCAGCAGCAAUUGUUUGAGAAGUUCAGUGGUGCACAGCAUCAUGACCAAGAUGGACACGGCCACCACGGGCAUGGGCAUGGGCAUGGGCAUGGGCAUGGACUGUCUCACAUCAGUAGUAGUAGCACGAGCAGUAUUACUACUACUGUAUCGACAUCGAUGACGGGGAUGGUGACGGGAGCGGGAGGAGGAGGGACUGAUCUUGUUCCUGCAAUUGGACCCUUUUCCUCUUUGUCUGAGCUGCCGUUGACAAAUUCAUUUGAUCCUGUUGCGAUCCUUGAGAUUCCGGAUAGUGAAGGCGAGGCAGAGGUAGGCGAGAGUAAUGCUGUUGAAGGAGCUGUAUCAGGAGGCAAGGUUGUAUCAGGAGAUGGAAGUGAGGAGGCAUCUGCACCAGCAAGAGAGGCAGAAAGAGAUGAACCACAGCAACAACAACAGCAGCAAGGGGUGAAGGUCAAGGUCGAAGGUGGAACUGCAGGAGGCUCCUCUACCUCGCCUUUUUCACCCAUGUUCCAGUCACAACACGCGACGGCGCCGCCCUCAAGACCUGUCUUGAAUUCGAGCACGAAUGGCAAGGAUGUGGUGGCGGUGGUGACGAUGGAGAUGGUCAAGGAGUACCAGGAUCGGCACAAUAUCCGAUUGGACCCGUACUUGGACUGGAAUGCGAUCGAUUGGGUCGCUUACCGGUCUACCUUGGAGCCUCAAUAA
This is a messenger RNA of Linnemannia hyalina, 2334 nucleotides long. The record is from the annotation of a GenBank genome assembly. Lineage: Eukaryota; Fungi; Mortierellomycota; Mortierellomycetes; Mortierellales; Mortierellaceae.